Molecule: messenger RNA, 1668 nt
Organism: Echinostoma caproni
Lineage: Eukaryota; Metazoa; Platyhelminthes; Trematoda; Plagiorchiida; Echinostomatidae
Source: the annotation of a GenBank genome assembly
GGGAUGAAGGAUCCGCGUAUCGGACUGCGAAACAUCCAAAGCAACAAAGUGAUCGUACCUCCGGACUAUGGUAACAAUGCAAACAAACCCAUUCCGUCUACGCGUGGCGGAGACUUGACCACAACUUCUUUAUCCUAUGAAGAGUUGAAAGCGAAGCUCCUUAAGGAAGGUCGGUUAUUCGAAGACCCUGAUUUUCCCGCCAACGAUAGUAGUCUAUUCUACAGUCAGCGACCUCCUAGGCAAAUUCAGUGGUUACGUCCUUCAGAAAUCUGUUCAAACCCGGAAUUUAUCACUGGUGGUGCAUCGAGAUUUGAUGUACGUCAGGGAGAAUUGGGUGAUUGUUGGCUUCUGGCCGCCAUUGCCUGUCUUUCGAUGCACGAGAAACUUUUUGCUCAAAUUGUGCCUGACGAUCAGGGUUUUGGACCGGGUUAUUGUGGUCUCUUCCGGUUCAAUUUUUGGCGCUUCGGAGAAUGGAAGGAGGUGGUUGUGGACGAUCGACUACCCACUGUUCGUGGCUCCCUCGUAUACAUUCAUUCCACGGAAAAAAAUGAAUUCUGGUCAGCGUUGAUGGAAAAAGCCUAUGCCAAGCUUUGUGGAUCUUACGAAGCUUUGAAAGGAGGCACUACUAGUGAGGCUUUAGAGGACUUCACUGGUGGUAUAGCAGAAAUGUUUGAAUUGCGCCAGAAGGCCCCACCCGAACUGUUUCAGGUUAUGCUGAAGAGUCAAGAACGCUCUUCCUUGAUGGCCUGUUCCAUUCAGGCAGACCCUAACCGGUACGAGGCUGAACUGCCAAACGGCCUAAUCAUGGGUCAUGCCUAUUCAGUGACUUCGGUGAAAUUGCUGGAUAUAUCCCUUCCUGGAAGAUCGGGACAGAUCCCUUUGGUUCGUGUUCGUAAUCCGUGGGGUAAUGAAGCCGAGUGGAAGGGUGCUUGGAGUGAUAAAUCCCGUGAAUGGCAACUCAUUUCCCCGGAUGUUCGUCAGCAGUUGGGCCUCACAUUUGAUGACGAUGGUGAAUUUUGGAUGUCAUUCGAAGAUUUUAAAAACAAUUUCGAGAAACUGGAAAUAUGCCACUUGGGGCCGCAGUCGUUCAGUGCUGAACAACAUGGGCAUCAACACGUCUGGGAAAUGUGUAUCGAGCAUGGGUCAUGGCAGAGACGCGUUUCAGCUGGUGGCUGUCGGAAUUACUUGGAAACCUUCUGGAUCAAUCCUCAGUUCCGUGUAACGGUUGCCGAUCCACAUGAAGGCAAUGAAGGCACCAUGAUUGUGGGUUUAAUGCAGAAGGACCGUCGAAAGCUACGUGCUGAGGGAGAAGACUUGUUGACCAUUGGAUACGCCAUUUAUGAGGUUUCUUACCAACAAGGAACUUUGGGACUGAAUUUCUUCAAAUAUAAUGCGUCUAAAGCUCGAAGCCCUGCGUUCAUCAAUCUUCGUGAAGUGUGCGGUCGUCAUAAACUGAAGCCUGGUCAUUACGUUAUCGUACCAUCUACUUUCCAACCAAAUGAAGAGGCAGACUUCAUGCUGCGAAUAUUCUCCGAGCAACCACAAAAGGCCGAGUUUUUCCUGAAAAUCGAUGGCACGUGCCCAAAAGUUAGCAUUGUCCAGUUCACUUGCCUAUUUGCUAUUUCCUCUUAUACGGGUUAUCGCGGCAUUGUCGGCUAUAAAGAAUAA